AGAAAAAAAAAAAAAAAAAAAUCCGACGCCCACUGCAUCUGCAUCUAUGAUUCUCUGCCUUAUCACCUCGCAUCUGGUUCCUCCGCAAAAUCUAUGUCCAGUGUUCACUGAAUCUACCUAAUCACAUGGUCUGAGCUCUGCAUUUUCGCCAAAUCCCUUAAUUACUCUAAUUUCUGGACCUUAUCCCUUAAUUACUCUAAUUUCUGGACCUUUGCUUGAGAGGCGAAGUAAAAAUUAAGAAGAAUAAUGGAUGGAUCCGAAGAAUCCACAAUUGUCUGCGCCACAGCUCCGCUUCUGAUACAUAAAUUACGGAAUCUGCUCAACUAUGAAUCAGAAGUGCCAAUCAGAGAGGCUAUAGAUCAACUAGAAAUGAUAAGCACAGGCCUAAGAGACGCAGAGAAAAUCCCAAAUGACUUAGAUAUCAAUAAUUUGUCCUGGAUAGAGUUUCUGAAAGUGCUACAAGAUUUAGAGGACAGCACCGACAACUUUACUGGGGAAAUAGAGCUACAGCGAAGGAAUAUUUCUCUUAAGAUCAUUUCCCCUCUCAUUUGCUUGAGACCUCAACAGGACCGAACUGGUCUAAUAAGCGAAAAGCUGAACUUGUUUACUACUUCUGCCAAAAAAGUCUUCACGGAACUAGAAAAUCUGGGACCAACAACAGGUACCACCAGUUCUCCUCUUCAUCCAAUACAAACAAGAAAUUUAGAUUAUCCGGUGCCAGAUGAUUCAGACUUUGUUGGUCUCAACGAUAAAGUAGAUGAAGUAGUAAAGCUACUAUGCGACGAAGAGACGCAUGCCAUUGCAGUAACUGGCAAGACAGGCUCUGGCAAGACAUUUCUGACAAAAACAGUUUAUAACGCGACAGAGGUUAAGCGUCAUUUUGACGGCCGUGCUUGGGUCAAUUUCUCUGAAGAUUUUGAAUCUAGAGAAUUUUUAAUAGAUAUCUUGACUCAGCUUACAUGGGACUGGGAGUUCUUGGAUGAAAAUUUAUCUUAUGAAGAGCUGAAAUUGAAGCUACUAAAUUUCUCAAGUAAUAAGCGUUGUCUGAUAGUUGUAGAUGAUUUCCCGACACUCGAAUAUUUUAACAGACUUUUCGAUGUGUGUGGACUCUCAAGUAAAGGGAUUUGGUUAAUGCUCAUUGGUUUCAUGCAAGAUGAAGAACUUGCCUUACUUGAAGUCGGUGCUUGUUUCUGCCACUUAAUCAGAUUACAAAGCUUGACGGAUGAGGAGAGCUGGACUUUGUUCUGUAAGAAGGCACGAAUAGCAGAAGAAGAGGCAACUGAUCUCAAAGAGAAUAUACUGAGAAAAUGUGGUGGUUCACCUCGGGAAAUUCUCAUAAUGGAAGGACUAUUGUCAACUACAAAACGGCCCAGAGUCAUUGAGCUUAAAAUUCAAAAAGGUAUCUUGAAUUUGUGUUAUCAUGACCUUUCUUCUCAGAUGAAAGUUUGUUUUCUUUAUUUUGGGCUCUUCCCCAGAGCUUUUGAGAUCCCAGUACGAAGGUUGUUUCAUCUUUGGGUUGCAGAGGGAUUGGUUAUUACCUUGCCUGCUGAGAAGAAUAUGGAUGUUGCAGAGGAAUGCUUGAAACUGCUAAUAAGAAGAAACCUAAUUGAAGUGACAAAAGUGAGAUUAGAUGGAAGCCCAAAGACAUGUCGUAUGCCAACUACUAUAUGGGAUGUGUUUUCUGCAACAGCAGUGGCUUUAGGAUAUUCUCAUGUCCGCAACGACAUGAAUUUGCCUAUGUCUAAUAUUCGGCGAGUAACAGAUUAUACAACUGGGAUCUAUCCUCAUUAUUAUGAUUACAUGCAAUAUCUACGUUCUUAUGUAUCUUUUAACAGCAGGACACUAGAAUCAUUUAGUAAGUUUCAUGAUGCUCUUGUCAACUCGAGAGGUUUCGGACUGCUUGUAGUGCUUGACCUUGAAAACGUGCACAAACCUGCUAUGCUAUCUGUGACACUUGGAAAAUUAUUGCACCUCAAGCACCUAGGCUUGAGACGGACUUUCUUAGAUUCACUUCCAAGGUCAGUUGGUGAUCUGCCAUUCCUGGAGACUUUAGAUGUGAAGCACACUAACAUGACCACUUUGCCAAGUUCUAUUUGGAAGGCAAAGAACCUUCAACAUCUCUACCUGAACGAGAAUAAUUUUGAUAUCUCCUUUAAAAAGGCAUACAUUAGGUCUGAAAUCAUCCUUCAGACCUUGUCAGGGCUGUUUGUAGGCAAUAAGAGUGUUGUGAAGAGUUACUCAUACACGAUACUUGGCCUGAGAAAAUUGAGAUUGACAUUUUAUUCAAAGUUGGCAGAAGGAAUAGCUGACUGGAUAUCAAAAUUGAAGGAUCUUCAGUCCCUAAAAUUGAGAUCAAUUGAGGAAUUUAAUAGGCCUUCAACCCUUAAAUUGGGGUCCUUGCAAACGCACGACAACCUAUUGGAGUUGUAUCUGGUGGGACUAUUGACAGUCUCAAAUGGAGUAACUAUUGAGAGUCUAUUUCCCCCAAACCUCAAAAUUCUCACUCUGUCAGUAUCAAAGUUGGAGGAGGAUCCAAUGCCAAUCUUAGGUAAGCUUCGUCACCUAAACUGCCUCAGGCUUUUUCGUGAUUCCUAUGUAGGGAACAAUAUGAUAUGUCAUGCUGGAGAAUUUCCUCAACUUCGGGUCUUGAAACUGUGGAUGUUGGAGAAUUUGAAGACGUGGACUAUGAUGGAAGGAACCAUGCCUCACCUUAGAGAAUUAGAGAUCAGACUCUGCAGUAAUUUGGAACAAGCAGAGGGGUUACCGUCAAUGAACACCUUGAAAGACGUAUCUUUAAUUAAUAUGCCAGAUCAAUUUGUUGAAUAUGUUGAGAGUGUCCUGGUCAGUGCAUUUGUAAAAAAGAUCAAGUUUCCAUUUUUACAGCCGAAACUCACCCAGUGUCCUGGUCGAUGUAAUUUUAAUGAGUUAAAAAUCGGUUCGGCGUAAAAGUCUCUGCAUCAAAGUGAGGUUUUAGGCCAUCCAACGAGGAAUAAUCCAGUUAAAUCCCCAAAUUCCCCCGCCCCCCAAAAAAAAAAAAAAAAAACUCACAUAUUAGUUUUUAGAGGAAUCAACGGUAUACCCAAACACAUGUCGUCUGCCUCUUCUUAGCACUGAAUCUCCACGCCUCCGCUGGACUUGGUGCUGGAACUUGGAAAAUUUGCUGGAGCCACCAUGAUUGUGAUGUCGCGACCUCAAGAAGUGGUGUUGAUGAGCCAUUUGUUUUGGAUAAAAUAGAGUAACUGAGGAAUUCUGCAUAGGAAAGGAUGUAUUGUUAGAUGUUAGGCACCAACAAUUCCAGGAGAAGUGAACUACAAACAAUUUCAGUUCGAGAGAAUGGAUUAAAUGCAUACUUUUCAUGGUUAUAUCAAAAUCAUCUUCUUGUAUUUUGAGUUGUUGCAAGUUUUAUUUCAUAUGAAUGCAUUUUAAAUUAUAAAAUUUCCAAAAUGAGUUGUGAUGGGUUUUA
This is a messenger RNA of Quercus robur (English oak), 3463 nucleotides long. Its product is annotated as probable disease resistance protein RF45. Gene Ontology annotation, molecular function: ADP binding. Lineage: Eukaryota; Viridiplantae; Streptophyta; Magnoliopsida; Fagales; Fagaceae. The record is from RefSeq and is a predicted model, not a curated record. Bases 247 to 2946 code for a protein of 899 amino acids. Gene Ontology annotation, biological process: defense response to other organism. The transcript has 4 exons.